UAAACCCUUUCUCGAAUAAUUAUACGGUCUAUUCCUAACGGAAAUCUGGGAAGCUCUAGCUAGAGAUGACUAACAGCGUUUAACCUGGUCCUUGCAUUGAGCUUACAGGUCCGAAUGACAACGGGGCAGAAGGAAUAGGAGUGAUUACCAGAUGCACAGCGAUGCAGAAAUCCAAGCGGUAAACAAGUGACACUUCACUCAAGAGUUUUGAAAGUAGCCCUAAAAGGAAAAUGCUGCGAAGGCAAUACUCAUCGAUAGCAGAGGAGCCUGAGAAUGAAGAUGAUGCCGGCACGAGAUCAUUAACAUUUGAAUUAGAAACUGUGAGAGAACAGCCGACUCCGCAAGAGUUGCCCCCCGAUCACGAGACUGAACCCGAAGACAGUACGAACGCGCAGAGAGAACCAUCGGAAACCAAAGCCAACGAUAGAGCAACCAAAGACCAGUCCUUGGCCGACGUGAUACCAAACAGUCCGCUUUCUCCGACGAUAAUGUCGAAAAUAACGAUAGUAGAAGAUUCGGAAAACGAGGUUUCUACUACCGAAGAUGACGAGGUAUUUGUUGAAACAACAUAUAACACAACCAAUGCAGAAAAUCAAGACAAACAAACAGCAGCUACUGUACCCGAGGAUGCAAAACAUGAGAAACAUCUUGAGUCCAGGCACAAGGAAAGGGAGAAAAAGAAACAAAUUCAUAAUUCCGGUGAAAAUCUCGCCAAAACACAGAUUGAAGUGCCCAAAGAAGUCAAAGAAAGUAUUCGGAAUGCCAGGAAAACUUUGGUUGGAAGUUGGCAAAGGGACAUUUCCCGGACACCUAGUCCGGUAGAGUCGGUCAAAGAGGACAUGGAACUAACGGAAAGCCAGGUCCGGGAAAUCAAGGAAGCCUUCCUUGUGUUUGACGAUAACGGCGACGGUUGUAUAACCGCUACGGAGCUGAAGAAGCUAGUGACGUCACUGGGGUAUAACAUCACGGAGGCGGAGCUCAUGGACAUGAUGAACCAAAUUGAUUCGGAUGGGAAUGGAGCCAUAGACUUCCCCGAGUUUCUUCAGCUGAUGACCAAAAACCUCCAAGAUGCGGAUCCGGACGACACAAUGCAAGAGACUUUCCGUGUCUUUGACAGAGACAACAAUAACAGCAUAGGCGUGGAAGAGGUGCAGAGGGUGCUUAAGUUACUCGGGCAGGACUUUAAGGACUACGAGGUCGAGGCUAUGCUACAAGGCGCAGAUUACGAUGGGGAUGGCACCGUGGGGUUUGACGACUUCUCUCGGUUGAUGAGCUCUUGAUGAAAGCAAUGAGUUACAGGGGGGGGGGGGGGAUACAAGCCAAGGCCACAUCACAGGGGACAGAUUCAGUUAUGGUUGUUUUCAGCGAAAAUGGGAAAGCCACAACGUAGGAGGUAUUCCAAAUGGCCGCUUAGCUCUUAAACAUAAAAUAAAAAAAAUAAAAAAUAAAAUAAAGACAUUGAA
Molecule: messenger RNA, 1463 nt
Organism: Nematostella vectensis (starlet sea anemone)
Lineage: Eukaryota; Metazoa; Cnidaria; Anthozoa; Actiniaria; Edwardsiidae
Product: calcium-dependent protein kinase 10
Exons: 5
Coding region: 231-1280 (349 amino acids)
Molecular function (GO): calcium ion binding
Source: RefSeq, a predicted model, not a curated record